GGCAAACUCAGAAAAUGAAUCUUUUCCAGGCGAUAACAAGUGCCUUGGAUAACUCAUUGGCUAAAGAUCCUACUGCAGUAAUAUUUGGUGAAGAUGUCGCCUUUGGAGGAGUCUUUAGAUGUACAGUUGGCUUGCGAGACAAGUAUGGAAAAGAUAGAGUUUUCAACACGCCAUUGUGUGAACAAGGAAUCGUUGGGUUUGGAAUUGGGAUCGCAGUCACUGGAGCGACCGCUAUUGCAGAAAUUCAGUUUGCAGAUUAUAUUUUCCCUGCUUUCGAUCAGAUUGUUAAUGAAGCUGCCAAGUACCGCUAUCGCUCUGGGGAUCUUUUUAAUUGUGGAAGCCUCACUAUCCGGGCCCCUUGGGGCUGUGUCGGCCAUGGGGCUCUUUAUCAUUCUCAGAGUCCUGAAGCUUUUUUUGCUCACUGCCCAGGAAUCAAGGUGGUUGUACCCAGAAGCCCUUUCCAGGCCAAGGGACUUCUUUUGUCAUGCAUAGAGGAUAAAAAUCCUUGUAUAUUUUUUGAACCUAAAAUACUUUACAGGGCAGCAGUGGAGCAGGUUCCUGUAGAACCAUACAGCAUUCCCCUGUCCCAGGCCGAAGUCGUUCAGGAAGGGAGUGACGUGACUCUAGUUGCCUGGGGCACUCAGGUUCAUGUGAUCCGAGAGGUGGCUUCCAUGGCUCAAGAGAAGCUUGGAGUGUCUUGUGAAGUCAUUGAUCUGAGGACUAUCCUACCUUGGGACAUGGAUACAGUUUGCAAGGUAAGCUGAAACCAUGAUGACUGUUUGCUGAUUCAUUGGCCAGCCCCAUCGUUCUCCAUGUUCAGUAUACCCAGCCCCUCCCGCAUUGCGGCAACAAGAGCUCUAUGAGACCUCCCUUGAAGGGGCCAUGGGAAUGUUUUUGGAUUCCUUUCACAUCUCACUAAAGCCAGAAUGACAGGGAAGCUCAGAGCUCUCAAUCCCAUUCAGCACCCUUUGCAACCAUUACUGCUCUUUGUUAUCUACCCAAUACUGACUUGGAGGACCCAUCAAAAUGGUUCUCCCAGAGGUAUUUAGAUAGGAAGCUGAGCACAAGCCCCUAAUGUUUGUGGAUACCCUCUUCAGUCUGACUUUUUUUUUAACCGUCUUACCACCCCAUCUCCUGUUUAUCUCCCUCCAGGCAUUCACUUGCAUAUAUAUACCUUCAAAACACCCAGGUAUCGUCUGAACUCUAGUUAGACACCUUGGUCCUUACCUCUUCCUACCAGCCAAUCAGACUUUGUCUGUUUUCCUAGAAGCAGGAAGACUGUUCUAAUAUCAUGUUAUGCUAUUAUCAUAUCAUAUUCUAUGAGUAACUUUCAUAUGAACUCUCAAUCCUAGAUGUUCCAAGUCAAAUGCUUUUGGGACAUCAAAACGUACCAUUUCUCUCUCAAGCUUUUGCAGCACAGAGUGCAGGUUUCAAGACUAUUGCUUCUGCUGAUCUCAUCUUAAAAAUUCUAUUUGGGGGGUGCCUGGGUGGCUCAGUCAUUAAGCGUCUGCCUUUGGCUCAGGUCAUGAUC
This is a messenger RNA of Leptonychotes weddellii (Weddell seal), 1531 nucleotides long. The record is from RefSeq and is a predicted model, not a curated record. NCBI's taxonomy places the organism in Eukaryota, Metazoa, Chordata, Mammalia, Carnivora, Phocidae.